AUGUCGUCCAGAUGCAAGCAUAAAUUCUUUGGAGUUGACAGGUUUAGUUUAGCCAUUAACGGAUUUGGAGUUAUGUUGCAAAGAUCAAAUUUUCGAUCUAUUUGUGUGCAAAUUCCAAGUCUUUGUACAAAGUCUCUAGAUUUACAUAUUGCUCUCGAGUCCAAGGGAAAUUGCUCUGACACCGACUCCAAAUCUGAAACUGAAUGGAAAAAAUUACUUAAACCUUAUGGCCUCGUAGAGCUCCAAAAAUCACUCAAUAAGAUUACCCCAUCUCAGCUCAAUAAGUUGCUUGAGCUCCCUCAACAUCCAUGGAGGUAUUCCAGUGGGCAGUAUUAUGGUUAUGUGACAAAUGGACGGCUUGAUGAAGCCAAAGCUGUACCAAACGAGAGCAUGUCAAACAUUGGCUGUGACCCAGAUGUUUAUACAUAUAACGUACUAAUUCGAGGUCUUUGCAAGAAGGGGUGUAUGGCCUCAGCUCGUGAAGUUGUGAUAGAGAGCCCAAUGAAAGGUGCAAACCAAGAGGCAUUUAAGCUUGUGGAUGAUAUGGUAUUUAGAGGAUGUAACCUUGAUGACAUUACUUACAAUGGCUUAAUGAAGGCACUCUGCAAAGAUGGGGUUGUUGAGAAAGCAAUGGGACUCUUAGAAGAAAUAGUUAUGUUGCAAAGAUCAAAUUUUCGAUCUAUUUGUGUGCAAAUUCCAAGUCUUUGUACAAAGUCUCUAGAUUUACAUAUUGCUCUCGAGUCCAAGGGAAAUUGCUCUGACACCGACUCCAAAUCUGAAACUGAAUGGAAAAAAUUACUUAAACCUUAUGGCCUCGUAGAGCUCCAAAAAUCACUCAAUAAGAUUACCCCAUCUCAGCUCAAUAAGUUGCUUGAGCUCCCUCAACAUCCAUGGAGGUAUUCCAGUGGGCAGUAUUAUGGUUAUGUGACAAAUGGACGGCUUGAUGAAGCCAAAGCUGUACCAAACGAGAGCAUGUCAAACAUUGGCUGUGACCCAGAUGUUUAUACAUAUAACGUACUAAUUCGAGGUCUUUGCAAGAAGGGGUGUAUGGCCUCAGCUCGUGAAGUUGUGAUAGAGAGCCCAAUGAAAGGUGCAAACCAAGAGGCAUUUAAGCUUGUGGAUGAUAUGGUAUUUAGAGGAUGUAACCUUGAUGACAUUACUUACAAUGGCUUAAUGAAGGCACUCUGCAAAGAUGGGGUUGUUGAGAAAGCAAUGGGACUCUUAGAAGAAAUGUAUAACUGGGAAGAUAUAAAGUGCGAGUUUUUGAGGGAUAUGAUUCAUCGAGGAUUGACACCUGACAUAGUCACCCAUAACAGCCUCAUAAAUGGGCUCUGCAAGCUGGGGCAUCUUCGAGAAGCUCAUAACCUCUUUGACAACCUACAACUUGAAGGAAUUUCUCCCGAUGCUAUCACUUACAACACUUUGAUCUGUUCACAUUGUAAAGCGGGCAUGUUUGAUGAUGCCUAUGUACUAGUAAAUCGAGGCAUAGCCGGUGGUUUCAUACCUAAUGAUGUAACAUGGUAUAUUUUGGUCAACAAUUUUGUUAAAGAGGGUGAUGUGUAG
Ilex paraguariensis (yerba mate) is the source of this 1563-nucleotide messenger RNA. Lineage: Eukaryota; Viridiplantae; Streptophyta; Magnoliopsida; Aquifoliales; Aquifoliaceae. The record is from the annotation of a GenBank genome assembly.